This is a messenger RNA of Dothidotthia symphoricarpi CBS 119687, 5389 nucleotides long. RefSeq lists its product as uncharacterized. Gene Ontology annotation, cellular component: endoplasmic reticulum exit site; ER to Golgi transport vesicle membrane. The record is from RefSeq and is a predicted model, not a curated record. The coding region runs from base 84 to 5210 and encodes 1708 amino acids. Gene Ontology annotation, biological process: autophagy; COPII vesicle coat assembly; Golgi organization. The transcript has a single exon. Lineage: Eukaryota; Fungi; Ascomycota; Dothideomycetes; Pleosporales; Dothidotthiaceae.
CCGCCAUGCCGCCCUGCUUCUGAUCUGAUUCCUGCCCCGGCCUGCCACCGAGGAAAGAGCGUCGACGCGCUGCAAUCGCCACAAUGGACCACCAGCACCCGCCUGGCCCGACCAGCGCACUCGACCAUGCGCCUCCGUCUGCCGCGCCGCCGUCCUGGAAUCCCGCAUUCCGAGCAGAGAAGGCGACCACCAACGCCGCCCCGGUCGAAGCGCACAUGGUCCCAACGCCGCUCCCCUCGUCGCCGGAUUCCAGCGACGCACAAGAGUCGGACGACGAGGCCGACGCCGACAGCUCAGACGGCCAAGACGCGGCGCCCGAAGAGCGGCUGGCGGACAACUACGAGCACCAGGGAGAGACGACUGCGCUGGAAGACGCCAUGGCCGAGAGCGAGCGCGUGCCCCUGGUCGCCGACGCCGCGCCCACCGACGACUGGGACGCCCCGCCGGAUGCCUUCAGUCUGGGGCAACAGCCUGCCGAGACGCCGCUGGAGACGCCCCACGCCGAAGCCAUGGGAACCACGGUCGGAGACAGCAUCAUUGGCAACACGACAGUCGGCGGCAACGCAGGCGACGACAUCGACUGGGGCGCCGCUGCUGCAGAGGACGACUUCUUUGGUGCCGCCGCAAGCCAGACCAUCCAGCCCGCAGACGCCGCAGUGCAGAGUCCCGGCGCCCAUGUCAUGGAAGACUCGCAGACGAAGCCAGAGUGGGGCCUGGAUCUGGAUCUUGACCUGGACGACGAGUUCCUGCCCGACACGGACCAUGCUCCCCUCUUCGACUUGGACGACGACGAGGGCUUUCUUGAAGACGAGCCCGCUGUGCCGGCCGAGCAGCCGGCACACCUGGCGCCAUCCACGUCGAGUACCGCAAGUCGAUAUGCACCCCAAACUGCGACAGCCCCCGCAGUCAUGGCACCCGUCAGCCAGUACGCUCCCCAAGCUCUGCAAGCCACGUCUGGAGCCACGCCGGUGCAUGACCGUCUUGGCCAACCCGUCCCAGCCCAGCAGCUGCCCGCCCGACCUACCCUGGGCAACCCUACUCAAAGUUUCGUCGAGAAGUCCAGGGGAGGUUAUGCCUCACCCUACGACCUGCCCGACGACAUUGUCACUACUCGAAGACGACCCGCACCCCGACCCUCAAUGCCGAACCUGCAGGCGAACCCUCCCCCGCCGCCGCGAAGCAGUAGCGUUGUUUCCAGCACUGGACCACCGCGUCCUCUGCUACCAUCCGCCAAGCCUGCCGCCGGCUCACCUCCACCCCCCUCGAGCCAUCCGAUGCAGCCGCCAACGCCAGGCUUGACACCACUAGCUCCACCAAAACCUGCGCCACCCGUCAGAUCGUCGUCGAGUGACUUCUUCGCUGAGUUACCGGUGACCACUAGGCCUAAGCUCUCGACUCGCUACACUGCUCAACCAAACCUGCCCUCUCAUCCGCCACUACAUCACACACCCCCUCCAGUCCACCAAGCGCCUCCUCCAGUCAACCAUGCGCCCCCGCCAGUGCCUUUGAAAGAGCGCGCCCCUUCCUGGUCAUCCCUAAGGAAUGAAAUUCUUCCCGACGCCGAUAAUGUCAGUCAUCCGCUGCAACCACCAGAACAACUGCCAAUGUUCCCGAGUCAACCGUCAGUUCCAACACUCGUGCGAGCCAAUACGCUUCCCAUACCCCAACCUGCCCCUCCGCCCUCAUCGCGCUACUCCCCUGCGCCUCCAGCGUUGGCACCAGUCGCGAACGCGCGAUAUUCACCCGCGCCACCAUCUGCCCAGGCAGCAAAUUCGAGAUAUUCACCCGCGCCGGGUGCUCAAGGUUCGGCUCAUGCUCGCUACGUGUCUGAGCCACACACUGCACCACCUCGUCCCGCUUCGCAACCUUAUGCACCUCGUACAUCCAGCCCUUUGGCGUUCCAUAGCGUCCCUCAGCACAAAGACCACCACGCGCUUUCAUCGCAGUCCAGUCAUCAGCAGCCUUCAGGACACCACGUCUCGCAGUCGGCCGAUGGUGGACCACACGGUUCUUUCAGGAGUCCGUUAUCAGAAGUACGUGAGACUGACGAGCCAGAAUCCAUCCUGAGUUCAAGACCGCCUACAUCAGGUGGCCCGGAAACGCCGCCUUCGCACAGUACUGCGUCCUCGGCCAUGGGAUCUCCAAGGAAGAGGACGAACUAUACGCCGCAAUAUCAGCCAUCAAGUGCACUGGCUGCGCCACGUUCGCAGUCUCCGACCACGUCCAUGAAGCAGCCUCCUCGCAGUUUGCCCGGUUUGGAUCAGCCAGGAUCUGGUUAUGGCUAUGUGCCACAGCCUUUGGCGUACGACGCACAGCUUAUAGCCUCGACCACGGUCAACUUCAUUCCCCAUCGCCGACAAGUGUCAUUGGAGUACGAUUGCAUUUUGCCUACCGAUGAGACUGUUGCUGAUCCCCUCCAAAGAUGGAAGGGGUACCCGGUGUUUGUUUGGGGCUUAGGCGGUGCCAUUGUUACCAGCUUCCCAAAACAGAUUCCACGAUAUGGCGGUGGCACAUCCGCUCCAAUGGUCAAGUGUAGCCCCGGUGAGAUCAAAAUCCAAAAUGUCAAAGACUUGUUUCCUCUUUCUGAAAAUGUCGUCAAAUUUCCUGGUCCACUCAAAUCCAAGGGCAAGAAGAAGGAUGUCUCAGCUUGGCUGAGCAGCAGAAUUGACGCUAUGGAGAACGAGCUCAAAUCCCCUGGGUUGGAGCAUUCGAUGGAAGAGGAAGACUUGAAGCGGCUCGAAGACAAAUCUCUUCUCUGGAAGAUCAUGCAGGUCUUGGUGGACAAUGACGGCCAGUUGGAAGGACCCGCUGCAGUGACUGCUGUCAAAAAGAUUCUUUCGCCUGAGGAGGCAGACUCAUCAGAUGCUGAUGCUUCUUUCUCUACCCCGGCGGAUAUCGUCGGGCGAUCCAGAACCAACACGUUGACUCUUCAAGCGGAGCCGCUCGAUCCUCGGGCCAUCGAGGAUAUACAAAAGAUGCUCACCAAGGGCGACCGCGAGAAGGCUGUCUGGCAUGCGGUUGACCAAAGGCUAUGGGGACAUGCCAUGCUUCUUUCUUCCACCUUGAACAAGGACAUCUGGAAGCAGGUUGUACAGGAAUUCGUUCGUAAGGAGGUCAAGAAGGUGGGCCGCAACAGUCAAGCCCUGGCGGUGCUAUACGAAGUGUUCGCAGGCAACCAUGAGGAUUGCAUUGAUGAGCUUGUCCCCGCCUCAGCUCGCGCUGGUUUCCAGAUGGUGAGCACAGAUGGCGCAGGUGCUGCACAGAACACUCAACAAGGUCUGAACAAAUGGCGUGAGACGGUUGCCCUGGUUCUGAAUAACCGUAGCGAAGGAGAUGCAUCGGCUCUACUCUCGCUUGGAAAGCUACUGGAACAGUAUGGCAGAGUCGAGGCUGCCCAUCUCUGUUUCAUCUUUGCCCGCUCUGUGGUACACAUCAGCGGAGUCGACGACGCUCAAUCACAUAUUGUGCUCGUUGGUGCCAACCACCAUCAAAACCCAUUAGAGCUUGGAGUUGACCUAGACGCCGUCUUGCUCACCGAAGUGUAUGAAUUCGCUCUAUCACUAUCUGCUCAUGGGAGUUCCCCCGCCAUUCCUCAUUUGCAAGUCUACAAGCUCGCCCACGCUCAUCAAUUGGCCGAGUAUGGUUACCGAGCCGAAGCGCAAGCCUACUGUGACGCCAUCGCCGCCGCUUUGAAAUCUACCAUAAGGGUCUCGCCAUACUACAACGCAAGCUUCAUUGCCAGUUUGGACGAGCUCAGCAAACGCUUGUCACAAUCGCCCAAGGAUGGCUCCUCUUCUUGGAUCUCAAAGCCAAGUAUGGACAAGGUCAGUAGUUCUUUGCUGUCCAAGUUCAACAGCUUCAUCGCGGGAGACGACGACGAUUCCGCUGCCAAUAAAUCAGCAGGAGCUGAAGUUGGACCUUUUGCAAAGAUCCCUGGCAACAGCCCGUCCAUCACUCCGUCGCAAUCAAGUGCAGAUCUGUACGGGUCUUUUGGCUACGGAGCCCCAACUGGCCCUCCAAUAGCACCUGGAAAUUCGAAAUACGCUCCGUCAAAUAACGUGUAUACCCCAAGAACUUCUUCUGACCAACAACGGUCACGCUAUGAACCUGGAGGACGGCCUUCGAUGGAAUCAGUUGACAAUUCUCGUGCCUUAUCCGACACCUAUGUGCCAUCAACCCCAGGACCGUACACUCCGUCGUUGAUGAGCCCUCCGCUGCUGAGCCCACAGAGUGCACGAACGCAAGCCAAGACUCAAUCGUAUUCUCCGCUCCGAGCAGAGCAUAAUGCGCCUGUGCCAUCUUACGGUAGCCCAUACAUGCCCAGUCCGCCUGUAGAGUCAGCUUCAGCACCACCUUUCGGUGUGUAUCAACCACUUCAAUCCAGUCUCGAUAACGUUCAACCUUCAAGGGAAGAAGGCCAAUCCUUCGGCAGCUACGAACCACCCACAAGCUCAUUCGACUCCCCAUCCUACCAACCGUACAACCCAGACGACGAUAAUCAAGAGGAAGAGCAACCCCGGCGAAAGCAAUUCAUGGAUGAAGACGAUGAUGACGACCUUGCCACCCGUGCCUCAGCUCUCAAAAUAUCCUCUACGACAUCAAAAUCAGACGCCGAUCGCAAAUCCGACGAAGCAUUCCGCAAAGCCGCAGAAGAAGACGCCAAGCGGGACAAAGAUGCCGGUGCCGGUGCAGGUAAAAAGGGUUGGUUUGGCGGAUGGUUCAAGAAAGACCCCAAUGCCGCACCUGGGCCCAUCAAAGCCAAACUCGGUGACGAGAACAGCUUCUAUUACGACCCGGACCUCAAGAAAUGGAUCAACAAGAAGGGCGGGGCAGCAGACACGGGAAAACCUAGCGCCACACCUCCACCCCCACGAAGCGGCCCCCCUGGUGCUGCUAGAAGCGCAUCCGGCAUGGGUCCUCCGGGCGCGAGGACACUGGCUCCGAGCGCUAUGCCGCCACGCAGCACCAGCAUGCCGCCGCCCAUGGGAGGACCACCAUCCCGCGCGAGCACCCCCGGUAUCCCAUCCGAUACUGAGGGCCCCAGGCCCCCGACGCUUAUGCCACCCAUGUUGUCUGGUGGACCGCCCAGUCGUCCCGGCACAGGCAUGAGCAAUGCAAGCAGCAUCGACGACUUGCUGGGUGCGCCGCAGCCGAGGAAGGGUCCUGGCGCGAAGAAAAAGAAGGGUGGACGGUAUGUAGAGAUCUUGUGAUGGGAUGGUGUGAUUUGUUAUGAUGUGGCGCAGAACGGUGUGUUUUGUACAUGACAGGGAUGUUUUUCUUCUUCAAGUUUGGUAUCGUAGACGUGGAAUAAAUAGACCGGGCUAGGUGAGUAAGUGGAAGUAGGCUUAGAGUUCACCAGGCAGUUCAGUGGCUCGUAUAAUCUUGUAAU